AUGGCGAUGGGGGACUGCCCAGAGUUCUUGGAGUCAGGGGAGGCUUGCGAGCUGCAGUGUCCCGACGAACAGGAACUCAGUGAUAACAUCACCUGCUACCUGGGCAACCUUACUGAUGUUGUUUGCAUCCCGGCUGGAGGGUGGCCGUGCCCACCUGGCCAUCAGGUCAGUCCUGACUCGCUAAUGCGAUGCGUGCCAUGUCCCCUGUCCACGUACAAAUCAGGACAAGGUCCUUGGCCAUGUGCCAGAUGUCCUCCAGGGUCGGAUACAAACCGUACAGGGAGGACAUCUGCCGAAUCUUGCAUGUGCCACGACACGUACUACGAACUGCGGGACGUCAGCAAUAAGCUGGUGUCGUGCAUUCCUUGCCCGAACAACUCCGGCGUUGUUGGUUUGCAUCGGCAUCAGCACGAGGACUGCAGGUGCUGGGAUGGUUUUGUGAGAGAACCAUCUGCAGAGGACGAGCGCCUGCAGUACUGUCGACCGGCAGAUCCCUGCAACGUCAGUGAUCUGUUUACAAAUCUCACAGGUCCACAAGCCUACAAGCUCAACAUGGGCAGCUGUGAAUCACGGGCGAAUGCCUCUUUGCUUCCAGACGGCUUGACGUGUAGUCUAGCUUGCAAUGCGGGCUUCGGUGCCCAGUUGGGGUCCGACAUCUUCCGCGCCGUGGACUUGACCUUGGCGUGUGAGGAUGGCACUUUGGUACGCAGACCUCCAGAAGGAUAUCUGUGGUGCUCAGAAGCUUCGUGGGAGCUUCCUCCACUGGUCUUCUUAGGCAUUACCACAGCUGCGACUGUCUUGGGUGGUGCAGCGUGCAACUGA
Messenger RNA from Symbiodinium natans, 822 nucleotides. NCBI's taxonomy places the organism in Eukaryota, Dinophyceae, Suessiales, Symbiodiniaceae. The record is from the annotation of a GenBank genome assembly.